Knipowitschia caucasica is the source of this 825-nucleotide messenger RNA. NCBI's taxonomy places the organism in Eukaryota, Metazoa, Chordata, Actinopteri, Gobiiformes, Gobiidae. The record is from the annotation of a GenBank genome assembly.
AUGGAUGCAUUUUACUGGUCCAACACCUGCCUGGAUCUAAACACCAUAGAGGAUUACGCACACACCUCAAGCAGAAAUGCCUCGUUCAUGCGUCCAGACAACCAGCGCCGCAGGAGACGCACCACAUUCAGCAAAGCGCAGCUGAUGGCGCUGGAGAGGACCUUUUCCAUCACGCAGUAUCCAAACAUAAAGAUGAGAGAGACCCUGGCCUCUAUGACCGGUCUGCCUGAAUCCAAAAUCCAGGUCUGGUUCCAGAAUCGCCGUGCAAGACAUUUCAAGAGCAGAAAGGGAAUACAACAGAUCCCAAAACACAGCGAGUCCAUCCACUUCCACCCUCCUCUCAGCCCCCCUUUCGCGCAGGUCCCAGUUUUCCAGUCUCCUCCAAGUUUGCACGGCUCUCCAGGCUUCGCUGACUUCCAGGGCCCCCAGUCUCUGCACCCUGGGUCUCUGCACCCUUUAUCCCCAGGUCCAGCCGCGGUCCCCAUGUCUCCAUGUGGGCACAGGAGAGAGAGCUAUGAGGAGACUGUGCCAGACUUCUUUAGCGACCUUUGUGGGGAUGAGCUCCAGCACAGCAGCGCGAUCAAUGACUGGGAUGUCCCCGAGGAGCUGGAGGCAUUUCUGGGGGUGAAUGACUCUUUUGAGCCCGUCCAAGUCCAAACCCAAACCCACUACGGGCGACAGGAGGUCAAACCCGAGGCGAAGCAAAGCGUACACGCAGAAGAGCCAGCGUCAGACCUGUCCGACCUGUCCGUACAAGAUCUGUGCGAUUUCAAAUUGUCUGAUGUGGAGAUUUCUGCGGCUAUAAUUGAUUAUUUUCUCAAUUGA